UGGAAAGAACUCUUCUUAUGUCCAUGGGGAUUGGAUUCAAAUGGAAGCCGCUGAUGCAGUCUACGGACAGAAAGAAAUCCAUAGGAAAGUGAUGUCACAAAACUUCACCAACUGCCACACCAAGAUUCGCCAUGUUGAUGCUCAUGCCACUCUGAAUGAUGGUGUGGUGGUCCAGGUGAUGGGGCUUCUCUCUAAUAACAACCAGGCUUUGAGGAGAUUCAUGCAGACGUUUGUCCUUGCUCCUGAGGGCUCUGUUGCAAAUAAGUUCUAUGUUCACAAUGAUAUCUUCAGAUACCAAGAUGAGGUCUUUGGUGGCUUUGUCACUGAGCCUCAGGAGGAAUCUGAGGAAGAAGUAGAGGAACCUGAAGAAAGACAGCAGACGCCUGAGGUGGUUCCUGAUGAUUCUGGAACUUUCUAUGAUCAGACUGUUGUCAGUAAUGACAUGGAAGAACAUUUAGAGGAGCCUGUUGCUGAACCAGAGCCUGAUCCUGAACCAGAACCAGAGCAAGAACCUGUAUCUGAAAUCCAAGAGGAAAAGUCUGAGCCAGUAUUAGAAGAAACUCCUCCUGAGGAUACUCAGAAGAGUUCUUCUCCAGCACCUGCAGACAUAGCUCAAACAGUACAGGAAGACCUGAGGACUUUUUCUUGGGCAUCUGUGACCAGUAAGAACCUUCCACCCAGUGGAGCUGUUCCAGUUACUGGGAUACCACCUCAUGUUGUUAAAGUACCAGCUUCACAGCCUCGUCCGGAGUCUAAGCCUGAAUCUCAGAUUCCACCACAGAGACCUCAGAGGGAUCAAAGAGUUCGAGAACAACGAAUAAAUAUUCCUCCCCAGAGAGGCCCCAGACCAAUUCGUGAGGCUGGUGAGCAAGGUGAUGUCGAACCCCGAAGAAUUGUGAGACACCCUGACAGUCACCAACUCUUCAUUGGCAACCUGCCUCAUGAGGUGGACAAAUCAGAACUUAAAGAUUUCUUUCAAAGCUAUGGGAAUGUGGUGGAGCUACGCAUUAACAGCGGUGGGAAGUUACCCAAUUUUGGUUUUGUUGUGUUUGAUGAUUCUGAGCCUGUUCAGAAGGUCCUUAGCAACAGGCCCAUCAUGUUCAGAGGUGAGGUCCGUCUGAAUGUGGAGGAGAAGAAGACUCGAGCUGCCAGGGAAGGGGACCGUCGAGAUAACCGCCUGCGGGGACCUGGAGGCCCUCGAGGUGGGCUGGGUGGUGGAAUGAGAGGCCCUCCCCGCGGAGGCAUGGUGCAGAAACCAGGAUUUGGAGUGGGAAGGGGGAUCGCUCCAAGGCAGUGAAUUGCUCCUCACUGAUCUUCACACAGCAGUUCACACCCUAACUCCUGCAGAAUGGUGAAUUUCUUCAGCCAGCCUUUGGUAUCUUGGAGUAUGAUCCUAGUCUGUUAUAAACUGCUUAAGUUUGUACAAUUUUACUUUCAUUUUGUGUUAAUGGUGUGUGCUCCCUCCCCAUCUCUUCCCUCUCCUGACCUUUAGUCCUUCACUUCCAAUUUUGUGGAAUGAUAUUUUAGGAGUAACGGAUUUUUAAAGAAGAAGAAAAGACUGAAUUUCCUUGCUUACUUUGCAUAUACAGACUGGAUUUUUUUUUUAACAGCCAUUUCCCCAAAGGAAUGUCUCGCUCAUUACUGACAUUUGGUAUGUUUCAUUCAUUGGAAUAUUUCUUACUUAUUUUCUACGUGUUUCAAAAGCCUGUGAGAAAUACAGGAUUUGAUAAACAUUUUGAAGGCGGGAAAAGCCCAAAUUGUUUCUUCUUUGAGAGUCAUGACUACCUUCUGGUGUGGAGAAAUUGCCAUUGGAAAAUUUGACAAUUUUGAUGCUCACUGGUAUGGUUAAAAACUGAAUAAAAGGUGUUAAUAGAGUUUUUUCUUUUGAUAUUUGAUCACAAAACAAUUCUAAAACCUGUUUUUACCAUUAAAAUUUAAAUUGUGAGAUAGGUUUUAAAUGUCUAGACUGCAACUGAUAUGCUUUUCUUGAACUGUUAGAUUUUUUUGAAGUAGAGUUUUUUCAUGUUUAAUUUGUAUUUGUAAAAAAACAAAAAACAAAAAAAUCCCCCAAAUGCAAAUAACAAAAAAACAGAGCAAAACUGUUGUGCCUUCUAUUUAUCUUUGAUUCCAGUCUUGACAAUUGUUUAAAGAAAAAUAAUAAAAACAAUCUAGAUUUGUGUUAUCAGAUUCAGAGUAUGUGGGGAAUUGUAGAAUCCCUCUUUCAUCACCUUGUAUGUCUUCUGUUAAUAUUUGUUAUGCCUUAUUCUAAGAUUGAGUCUCAAACUGGAAUGCCUUUGAAGACAGAUGCUUCUAUAGAGGUCCUUUGACCUAAAUAGUUCAACAUUGUAUUUUUAUUUUGGUAUCUAAGCAGAUUCCUAAUCAUAGCCCAUAAGAAGGAAUGUGACAUUAAUAUUGGACUUUGCUGAUGUGCUCAAGUGUCUGCAAUUUUCUUUCUUUAAAUCAUAGCCACAUGGUAAAUUUUCUAUUUUGUUAUGGUUCUCUUUUUUUUUCUGAUGGGCAUGCAGUGGGUGCUUCUUGGAAAUGGCCAAUUUUUAUUAAAAUAUUUCUGGAAGAAAAUUUAAUCUGGUAAUAUAGACUAAUACUCGUUUUGCAAUAGUAUGUUAUUUUUUGAGUGCUGUGUGUGAGGUGGGUGACGGUUUUGUUUACACGUGUGAAGCAAGCCUUUAUGUGAUACCUUGUCAAUGCUAAUCGAAGGUCAACCAGUUUGUCACAUUUAACUUAUUUAUUUUCUUCUUAACAGUAUCCAUCUUUCAGACUGUAUAGGAAUAGGAAUGUUGUGUUUGUUUUGCCUUUACUGAGAAAAACUCUAGGUUGCUGUGGAAAGGGGUUAGUUAAGACUAAAAUGAAGUCUGAUGUUACCAGUUUGGUCCCAGUACCUCAAAUAUUUGAAAAUUGGCAACAUUGCCUUCACAUAAAGAAACUAGUCACAUAGCUGUUUUUUGGGUCAGUUUAAGUAACUGUUGGGUAACUACUUCAUUUGGCUCAGGCCAGUGAUAAUUGGAAGGAAUUCAAUUAUAGCUUAUAUUAAGCUUGUGGUGGGUGCAAAAAAAUAAAAGUUAGGCUGAGUUACUUUAGGGGGAAAAAGAAUUUAAGUUGCAGUGACUUUAAGCACAUAAAUUACGGAUAGCCUAGGCAUUAUUUUGCAAAUCCUAAAUCAUACAUUUCAAAAUAGGAGUUCUUACUCAGAGGCUUAAGCGCACUAACUAGAUACAGUGAUCCUCAACUUGGCAUGAUUAUCACAUCCUUAGAAGGCAUUUGGAAAUGCCUUUUGGAGGCAUUGCAGGGGGAGUUUUGGAGGGGUUGCAGGGGGAGACUCCGCAUCUGGCAUUUAUUGGGUGAGGGCCAAGGAUACCAAAUGUUCUGAAAAAGUGAAGCAACCACAUUGAGAACACCACUACUCUGUAUUCAUAGGGAUGGGUAGAGCUGUGGGAUUAAGAGAAGCAGAAUGAAGACUCAUUCUUUUGAAAUUCAGCCUCACAUAAAUAAAAAAUUAGGAAAUAGGAAUCUGUUUUGGAAAUUAGAGUAACAUCUAUUCUAAUUUUUCUUUCUAUUGUUGUACAAUGUCUGUGAGUGUAUGUGUGCAUGCGUGUUUAAAUGUGGAGAGGGAGUAGCAAUAUAUGCUAGAUGCUGCUUGUAACUUGUUGCAGAGAAUUACUGCAUAGUCUUAGAAAACAAAAGCCUUCCCCAUUAAUUUCAAGUACUUAGAAAUGGGAUGGUUGUGGGGUUUUGAAUAGCAUUGGAUCUGAGAAGUAGGAUUUAGCAUCAUGGUCAACACUGUUCAGGAUCUCAAAAUAAUUGUUUACAUUAUUGCAUAUAGAAUAAACAUGAGAGCUUAGAGAUGCAUACAUUCUCACAGCUGGGAAGUCAAAAUAAGUUAGGGCAAGGUUUUCUACAGGCUCAUUAUAUUCAGCAUUUUCAUAUUCUAAGUACAGUUUUUAUCUGUAGAAUGGCCCAAUGUAAAGUGUGCUACUGAGGUUAAAACCCUUGACCCAAGAGUAUUUUAGCUGGAUAAGAUUUUGGUUCAGAGGGUCUCAGUCUUUUAAGAUUUGUUGAAAAUAAAUAGAUAUUGGGCCUUAACGAAAGUAUCUUUUAUUUCAUCAUGAGGUUUGGCUUGUGUAUUUAGUGUUCUCAACUUUCUCAGCUAUUAUUGGGUAGCAGUGAAAUGGAUAAUCCCAAAAUAAUUUGAUUUUAGAUGAAUAGGCUACUAUUACAGCAUUAGUUGAAUUGUACUUUAGUUUUAGGUUAGGAAAUUUAAUUUUCUUAUCUACCCCAAGGAGGAUAACCCCAAAAUAAGAUGUGAGGAAGCAACAGCAUCAGAGUAAUUAUAUGACUAGGCCUCCAGGUCAUCCAUGUGGCAAAGAGCAGAUUGGCCUUCCAAACUGCUGCUUAUUCUCUAGAACUACACUGCUUACCUGUUUAUAUGUCAGUGGCAUAUACCAUAAUGUAAUGACUACUGUAGAGAGACCUAAGUCUGAAAGGCAUUCAGAUCAAGGUUAGUGUCACUGUUCAUAGUAUCCUUUAGGGCAAAUAAGAUAAUUAAACUUGGAUUUUGUAGGUGUCCUUUUGCUUUACAGAUUCUGUGUGGUAACACAAUAAUAGUGAUUUGUUCUUAAAUUGUUUUUCUUACCUGGUUUGAUAGUACAUUUAGUACAAACCUGAAAUCUGGAUGUAGAUAACAAUAUUUUUAUUAUAGCAUUAUCCAGGUGAGUUUAUAGAAGUUGUGUUUUUGUGCUUAUAACUGCCACUCCUGAUACUUUUCCUUCAUCCCCUUAUUUGAAAACCCUUGAAGAAUUUAAAUGAUUUAGUGGAAAAUGUGGCACUUUAUAGAAAGCAAUUUGUUAGAAUCUAUAUGGAAAUCUUUCUGUGAAGUUUAGAUUUGUAGACCACUGUUUAUGCUGAGUGAACUAUUUCUUUUAAGUAAAUGAUUGCAUUUGUCAAAUCUACUGAUCUAAAGAUGUCUUUUAUAUCAUAAUUUUGUUUUUGUGUUACUUAAUACAAUCUCUGCAGAAUUCCAUACUGAUGAGAUAAUUACUGACCUUGUAAAGGAAAUAACAUCAAUAUUUAUUUGAAUAUAAGGUUUUAGCUAACUAUGUAAUGUACCAAAAGUGCGCAGUGCCACAGUUAGAGAGCCUUCCACAUAUUAGAAACUUAGCAAUGUCUUGUGCGGAAUGAGGGGUUGGGUUAAAGUUGCUGAUGAAGCAAUAGCCAUGUGGCACUAGAUAAUAACUAAGUUAAAUAAGAAUUUCUGGUUUUAAGGUAGUAAUGCCUUUCUGGGUUCAUGUUUGUUUACUGUGAAGUUCAGGUUCUGGGGACCAUAGGUGGGCAUGUCAACUCUUAAUAUACUAUAGUAAAGGAGAAAUUGUGGCACAUGUACAACUUAAUCUGUUUACAGUCUUAUUAGUGGAUAUGUAUCUAGUUCAGGAUAAUACUGAAAUUAGACUUCCUAGCUCAUGCUUUCAUAUAAUAGUCUCAAAUCAGGGCCUGAAGGAGUAAGAAAUUUAGAGGUCAUCUAAAACCCUUAACUAGUUUUGGUUUUGAUUAUGAUCAUAUAUUGGCUUAGAAUCCAGGUGGUUCAGUUUUUGUAUAUAUGUCUUGUUUUGAAAGCUUAGGACAGUCUCUCAUUCUUUCCAGUUUCCACUUGAUGAACCUAGUAGCAUUUUUUUAGUUCUCUGUAAGAGGAAAAUAAUAUUGGAAUUGGUUCCACUGCUACUUUCAUAAACCAUGUGACUUGGUCAAUUACAGGAAACCAUACGUGUUUAGUACUUUGGAAUGUGGCCAGUAUCCCGGCUUCAUAAGGGAUACAGUGUCUUAGAUGUUUUUUAAAAAAGUAAAUUAGGAUAUUUACCAAAAAUUAACUUGAUUUACUUAAACAAGUUCUUAUUUUUCAGGAGUCCACUUACGGAAAGUUUGCCUAUAUUUUUGGUGGCAAUUAGAGGGAAGAUCCUAUUCUAUUUAACCUGAAUAGAAACGAUUUCAACUAUCCCUGAAGUUAAAACCACAUCUGUUACUAAUUCUCUCCAAGCUUUGAUGUCACCUGUUCAACUUUGAACUUUUAAAAUUUUGUUACAAAGAUUGUAUAUACACUGAUUUAGCCCUUUUAAGUGAAGACAUUGUAUCUAGAAGCUUGUAUAAGAAAGUAGGGGAGAAGAGGACUUCCUUAUUUUUAACAUUUGGUGCACACUUAAGUAGCUUGUAGAACACAGUUUAAAAAUAAAUUUAUAUAGGUAGAAGUUAGAAUUUUUUUUCAACCUUCUGGCUAGUUUGCAUAGAUGUUAGAUUUUGAAGAAAGAUGGAAGUAUACAGGUAGACUUUAGCUAAUAGAAUAGGACUCAUUUGUGAUAAAUGUGGAGAAUUAUAUUUUUGAGUGAGAAACAUUGGAAUAUUUUCUUAAAAGUUUUCUUCCUGGUCUCAUUAUUGUCACAGAGAACAGGAGAAAGUAGUAGAAUAUUUUGAAUCAUAGGAUGUUAGGAUUUUAUUUUUCUGGAAAGAACUAAGAAGUGAUUUGUAUAACCCUUUCAUUUUGUUAAAAAUCAGAAAAUUGAUUGGUACAGAGUUCUGCAUCUCCUGUGUAAGUAAUAUGGAGAACUUUCAGGGAUUACCAGUCUAGGUUUACUGUAGGAAGGCCAGAGCUGUUAAAGUUGGUCAGGGUGUGGGGAGAAAAGGGAAGGUACACCCUUUUAUAUGCUUAUUACUCCUUUGAUUCUAUAGUUCAGUUUUCACACCCUGAUUUUCUCUAUUUUCUUAGAACUCUUGUAAUGCCCAGCUCUACCAGAGCCUGUUUAGGACAUUAACUUGUGCUCCCCUCAGGGAUGGGUUUACUACUAGCUGUCAGAAAGCUAUCGGGUAUCCUAAUGUGUUAAUAGCUGAAACUCAGCUGUAAUUAUCUCCUGAAUACUUAAGCAUUUUGCAUUCUGUACAUUGUGGUGCUUUUUCCACCUUGUAUUGUUAUCAGUGUAAGCUCCUAGGGGGCAGUGUUUGGUCUUAGGCAUGUACUCUGUUUAGUGCCUGGUAGUGCCGUGUAUGUAUCAGGGUACUGAUACUCCUUUUCAGUCAUUUCUCCCAUUCUUCAUGGAAGCGAUGGUCCAGCCUUGCCAAACUACGUGUGGUCCCUUGAUAAGCCAGGCACUGCCAGUUCCAUGGCCUUACGUGCCUUCUCUCUUACCUGAAGAUACACACACACACACACACACAGCCACCCCUGCCUAAAGAUCUUCUGCCAUGUAAGUAAUUUUUUCCCCUCAAGAUCCAGUUCAAGAGCUAUUUUCCCCCCUAAGGAAUAUUUGCAACAAGAAUAGGGAUUCCCUUUUUGUGGCUGAUUUGUCUAGAAUUUGAAGUGAGGAAAAAAUUCAUUCUCACCUAUUUUUACCUUCUCCUGUUUGAGGUGUCUCAACCUUCAUUUUUCAAACUGUGUUCCUAGAGCACUUUAUACCUUUCUCAAAGUUCAUAGCUUACCUACCCUUCAACCUAGAAUUAGAAUUACAUUACCUGCCUUACUACCUAAUUAAACUGUAAGCUCCUGGAGGACAAAGAAUACCUUCCACCAGAACGUACAGUGACUCAUGCUAGAGUCCCUAAAUGAUACCUGAGUUUAAUAACUUCAUGUUUAUCUCUUUUCAUUCUCAAAAGGGAGGCAUGCCUAGAGAUAGCCUUUAAUGCAAUAAAUUGUGGACACUAUAAUAUUUCAGUGGAGGAAAUUGUGGGGGAUGGGCAUAGGAGGAGGAGGAGGAAGUCACUGGCCAUUUUGAGGUACUUCCGUCCCUGGUCUGGGUAAUUAGUCAUUUCUUUCUGAUUGUGCCUCUUAUAUCUCUCAGGCACUUUGUUUCCAUGCAAAAGAGUUUUUAUGUGUGGCUUUCAUUUCUGUGCACAAACUUGUUCCUUGUUCCUUCAUUUUUCUUUCAGUUUGUGACAUCCCCCAUGCUACAAGUCUGAGUCUUCUGCUUCCCCUUUUCGUUACUCCCCACAUCCAGUCUCCAGCUAAGUUCUGUCAGUUCUGCCUCAGCAGUCUUUCCCAUCUCUUUCUCCCCUCGCCUGAUGCAGUAGCCUCUCAGCUUCACGUUACCUCUUGUUACUCCAGCCUACUUUAUACACAACGUUAGAGUCAUCCUACAGAGACGUAGCUCCGGCCACGUAUCCCAUGUAUGUGUCCUAUCUCCCCCACUAGACUGUAAGCUCCUUAUGGGCAGGAUCUGUGUCUGAGUCAUCUUUGUAUCUCCAGUAGCACCAACCAAUAAAUAUUUCUUGAAUGAAUAAAAGAAAUCUUAUUUCUCAACA
Molecule: messenger RNA, 8292 nt
Organism: Microcebus murinus (gray mouse lemur)
Lineage: Eukaryota; Metazoa; Chordata; Mammalia; Primates; Cheirogaleidae
Gene: G3BP1
Product: G3BP stress granule assembly factor 1
Cellular component (GO): cytosol; ribonucleoprotein complex
Molecular function (GO): mRNA binding
Source: RefSeq, a predicted model, not a curated record